Molecule: messenger RNA, 556 nt
Organism: Pseudoliparis swirei
Lineage: Eukaryota; Metazoa; Chordata; Actinopteri; Perciformes; Liparidae
Product: protein lin-54 homolog
Exons: 5
Coding region: 104-556 (150 amino acids)
Biological process (GO): regulation of DNA-templated transcription
Cellular component (GO): nucleus
Source: RefSeq, a predicted model, not a curated record
UCCAGGCCGAGCCGGAGGAGCACCGCCCGGGGCUGGCGGCCCUGUGGGCGGGGCCUCCUCCUGACCUUCUGACCUUACGGUGACCUUUAACCACUCCACCUCAAUGACACUCAGGCCACUGUACUCCUCUUCUGACCUCACCGUGUGUCUAACCACUGGACCUGAGUGUGACGCAAAGCCCAGGAAACCCUGCCACUGCACCCGGUCCCAGUGCCUCAAGCUCUACUGCGAGUGCUUCUCCAGCGGCGCCAUGUGCAGCGGCUGUCACUGUUCCCACUGCCACAACAACGCCGAGCACGCGGCCCAGCGGCACACGGCCGUCCAGGUGGGCGGCGCCGCGCACCUGUCACACGCACCGGUCACGCCAUCUGAAAGGGAUGAAGACGCCGCGAGACACCUCCACACGCAGCGGGGCUAUCUGGGUCGCAACCGCAACGCCUUCAAGCCCAAGUUGGCUGGUGGGGAGACGGGAGAGGUCAAAGGUCGGCACAGCAGAGGCUGCAACUGCAAACGCUCCUUCUGCCUGAAGAACUACUGCGAGUGCUAUCAGCUGUAA